Nematolebias whitei (Rio pearlfish) is the source of this 600-nucleotide messenger RNA. RefSeq names its product motor neuron and pancreas homeobox protein 1-like. The record is from RefSeq and is a predicted model, not a curated record. Gene Ontology annotation, molecular function: DNA-binding transcription factor activity, RNA polymerase II-specific; sequence-specific double-stranded DNA binding. Gene Ontology annotation, cellular component: nucleus. Bases 1 to 600 code for a protein of 199 amino acids. NCBI's taxonomy places the organism in Eukaryota, Metazoa, Chordata, Actinopteri, Cyprinodontiformes, Rivulidae. The transcript is spliced from 3 exons. Gene Ontology annotation, biological process: regulation of DNA-templated transcription; endocrine pancreas development; central nervous system development.
AUGUCCUUGGUGGUUCAGAAAGAAGGUGGCAGCGUCUCAUCAGCGGGCCCUCAGUCCGGCCUGUUGGGGAAAUGUCGGAGGCCUCGCACCGCCUUCACCAGUCAGCAGCUCCUGGAGCUGGAGAACCAGUUCAAGCUGAACAAGUACCUGUCCAGACCCAAACGCUUCGAGGUGGCCACGUCCCUGAUGCUGACCGAAACACAGGUCAAAAUCUGGUUCCAGAACCGGAGGAUGAAGUGGAAACGCAGCAGGAAAGCCAAGGAGCAGGCUUCGGCCUCCAGCCAGGCAGAGACUGAUCGACUGCGCGGCGGAGGAAAAACUGUCACCGACAAGUCCGACGAGAGCGGACGAGGUGUGAACCCAGACAGCCGGGGGAUGGAUUUUAGCUUAGAGGAGGAGGAGGAGGAAGAAGAGGAAGAGGAGGAGGAGGAAAGCAAACAUGGCUACCCCGUUGCUCUGAGUAACAGGAUGCCACGACCCACGGACUUCCUGCCACGUGGCAACAAGCUCGGCUACGACCCUCACAGCCCGUUCUCCGAUGAAGAGCUGGAGGGGGUCCAGGUGGGAGGGGGGGACAGGAAGAUCGGCGCCGGACUGUAA